AUGGGUGAGUACCGAGACCUCGAGAUUGCCAUCAUUGGAGCUGGGAUGGGUGGCCUUACAGCCGCCCUGAGCUUUGCCCGCCGGGGCUUCAAGAAAGUUGAUGUGUACGAAAACGCGCCUGCCCUGGGUUUCGUCGGCGCGGGUAUCCAGAUUGCACCGAACCUGAUCCGUGUCUUGGAUAGUCUUGGUAUUUGGAAGGGCUCGGCUCUGGAGGUUGAACCUACAAGAGUCAGCGAGGUAUUUGUUUACGACGGUGCGUCCAAUGUUGAGCUGGCACACGUGCCCAUGACCGACAUGUAUACAAAGUACGGGUAUUCGCACUAUGCCGGCCAUCGAGCUUCCCUCGCCGGCGUCAUUUACGAUGCAGCCAAAACAGAACCGAGCGUUCACUUUCAUUUUGGAACGACGUUGGUGGGAGUUAGCUCAUUCGGCCCCGGCAAGGUUACCUUCACCGUGGAGGAAAACGACAAAACCAAGCGAAGCAUCGAGACAGAUGUACUGAUUGGAGCAGACGGCAUUAAGUCUGUCGUCCGGGAUUCCAUGUUGUCUAGCCUCGGCUUAGUUGCCGAGAUCGAAGAGACUGGCACCGCUGCUUAUCGCCUUUUGCUUCAACGCGAGCAAAUGGAACCUUAUCCAGAGUUGCUGAAGCUGAUUGACAGUAAUGCUGUGAGACGAUGGAUAGGUGAGAAACGUCAUCUUAUCGCUUAUCCCAUCAGCAACCACACCAUCUUCAACAUCGCCACUGCGCAGCCGGAUGUUAACUUUGCUGGGCUGACGAAUGCCACUUGGACGAAUAAAGGCGACAAGUCAGCUAUGAUGUCCGUGUUUGCGGAGUUCUGUCCUCUUGUGCGGCAGAUGCUCGACCUUGUUCCCGACGGUGAUGUGGUGGAGUGGAGACUCAGAGCACACAAACCUCUGCCCACUUGGACCAAGGGAAACGUGGCACUUCUCGGCGAUGCGUGUCACCCUACCCUACCACAUCUUUCUCAGGGGGCUGCUAUGGCUAUCGAAGACGCCGCAUCUCUGGCUGAGGCCCUGGCCAUGGUCCCGGGCGGUGGCGCAGAUAGAGCAGCCGUAGCGAAGUCUCUCAAGGUAUAUGAACUCCUCCGCAAACCUCGAACAACCGAACUGGUGCGCCUGGCUUCCGCAUCUGCUCGUACGCUUCAUUUAGGUGCCGGCCAAGAGAGGGAGGAAAGAGAUAGGCAAUUUGAAGCGGCGCGCUCCAAUGGAGCUCCGCUCCCUGACAAAUGGGCAAGCCCAGAAGUCCAGAAGAUGAUUUUCGACCACAACUGUAUCGAAGAUACAAAGGUGCGAUUUCCUACUGUAUUUGCUACUCAGACUAUCUCUACAGCACCAAAGUCUAGUUUGUAA
Clonostachys rhizophaga is the source of this 1371-nucleotide messenger RNA. The record is from the annotation of a GenBank genome assembly. NCBI's taxonomy places the organism in Eukaryota, Fungi, Ascomycota, Sordariomycetes, Hypocreales, Bionectriaceae.